UUAAAGUUUUGCAAUUUAAUCCUGCAAUUUCUCUUGUUUUUGCGCGUUUUUCUUCAAUUGUUGGUUCUCGCUUUAGCCACGUAUCUUGAGAGGUCGUUAGUGCACGAGAUUGCCUUUGAGAUUUCUUUCUGAAUCUGAGAAGUAAAUAAUCUCGUUAAAAUCGACGGUUUCACAUCAAAUCAAGUCAAGUUGCAUCAAGUGGCCAAAUCCAGAUUCCUCAGGGACAGCAGGUGACAAUCUACCACACAAUACCUUGUGCGUGACGAAAUACACAUCCUAUGAUGAUCUCGUCGUGCCGUUGUGCUACGAGCACGUCCUCUUUGAAAUUCAUCUACGUCGAGUCAACUCUAACCGGUACAGAGAAACGCCUACGACGUUUUCGCGAUCACAAACACUCGGAUCCUUCAGCACUAAUUGUCCCUCGACAGAACGUGACUUAACCUUUACGCUCGCUUAUCUCUUUUUACUGUUUUCGAUAACGCUGUGACGUUUCGCGACACACCAGGCUCGAAAUACGAAUCCACUAAUUGUGAAAGAUGUGACGCGCAGAAUGGAGCAAGAUAUGAAAGAAACGAAUCUACUAGAAGAGCAAACGAAGGUAGAAGAAUGGUUGACAGAGAAGAAUAUAGAUGAACAGCAGGAAAUUCAACACUCGAUUAUAUUCUACAAGCAUGGUGCUAACAACAUGGCAGAAAUGUCAGUAGAAAAUUCAAACAAAUUACAAAUGAAUGCAGCAUGGUUAAAAGGCAUCGCUACUGGGGAUACAAAUCUUACAUCCCGAUUCAUCCUGCAUUCUGAAGCUGGACUUGUAGAAACUUAUCUGUUAAUAAGAGAUACACUGAAUUUACAAACAAUAGAUGAGUCACAAGAGCCACUGUCAGUUAGUAAUAAGAAUUUCGCAGAAAGUUCAGUUAAAUUUAAACAGAGAAAGAAUACAAAACCAUUGAAGGAACAUAAAGAAUCUAUGAAACGUAUAAAGCAACCUGAAAACUGGAAAGUAAACUUAAAAAAAAAUGCUAGAUUAAAGGGGGAAGAAUACAUUGGGGUUGGAGGCAAAAUAGUACCAGCUAAAAAGAUGGGACAUCCUUGUGUUUGUCGCAUGCAUUGUGCGGAAAAGAUAGACGAGAAGGAACGCGAGGAAUUGCACAAGUCUUUUUGGAGAAUCUAUACAUGGCAACAGCGAAAGCAAUAUAUCGCCAAAUCUGUCAAAGAAUCUCCGAAACAACGUACUCGAUUGCGCAACAAUGUUCAGCCAGAGCGUUCUUCGAGAUGCCGGCAGGUGACCUUCACGUACUCUCUCUUAUUGAAGGGUGAAUUCAUCACUGUGUGCAAAUCAAUGUUUCUUAGUACGUUUGCAAUAUCUGAAAAGUUCGUGCGACAUGUGAUGGAGAAGAAACGAAUGUCACCAAGUGGUAUCAUCGAACCGGAUCAAAGAGGUAGGCACAUGCCAAAAACUAAAAAAAGUGAGGACAUAAAAGAGCGAGUGCGCGAACAUAUUAGAUCCUUUCCAUCCGAGAAAUCGACAGAUCCUAAGGAUCAUAGUGAUAGAUGUUAUUUGGACGCAAAUCUAAACAUAGCCACAAUGCAUAAAUCCUAUGUGUCAAAGUGCAAACAGACAGGUGUACCUGAAAGUGAUAUAGUGAAGGAAAGUUAUUACAGAGAAAUGUUUAAGACAGAAUUCAAUCUUGGUUUUAAACGCGUGCAAGCAAAAGAAAUUGAUGUCAAACGUUAGUUGAGAUAAAGAAUGCAAGAAAUUUGUUGAAUAGAA
This is a messenger RNA of Acromyrmex echinatior (Panamanian leafcutter ant), 1768 nucleotides long. RefSeq lists its product as hypothetical. The record is from RefSeq and is a predicted model, not a curated record. NCBI's taxonomy places the organism in Eukaryota, Metazoa, Arthropoda, Insecta, Hymenoptera, Formicidae.